Molecule: messenger RNA, 11892 nt
Organism: Procambarus clarkii (red swamp crayfish)
Lineage: Eukaryota; Metazoa; Arthropoda; Malacostraca; Decapoda; Cambaridae
Source: RefSeq, a predicted model, not a curated record
AGAUCUAACGUCUCGACGUGCAGAGUGUCGCUGCUCGGGGGAUGUUUCUCGACUUUAUAAGUACACUAUGUCACCAUGACUCUUCAUGGUGAUUAUAUAAUAUAAAGUGUAAUGUCACGAGUGGGCCCCCGGUUGAUGAUAAAUCCGUGAGUUGAGUGACAUUAGUGAGUAACGGGCUAGUGUUAUGGUACGGGAUCAAGAGUAUGUUUUGAAAUCUAGUGAUGCCCAGAGUGUGAAGGGGGCAACCAGGCGGUGCCGUCGGUAAGCUGCCAUUCUCAGCCUCUGGAUUUAAGAAAGCACGUUUAUGGCCAUGGAUUACCUCGAUGCUGUCAACUGAAGGCGACUGAUAACAUAAGGUAAAGAGAGAAGCGGAGAUGCCAGCGAGUGACGGAGGUCAAGUCCACUCACCAGACCUGUGGUGGAGGUCACCAGGGUACCAGUAGGAGUCGGGGUUGUGGACCCUGAUGUCUGCCGUGGACCCUGCUGCAGGGGACACGGGAGAGGACGGAGGCAACAUCCCCUUCAUCGACGACAGCGGCUCCUCCUGCGCCUCCUCCAUGAUGGGGGAGGAGGACGACACGGCCUCCCUCAGUAGACUCCUCGACGAUGCUGCCUCCAGGGAGUUCAGCAUUAAUGGCCUGCACGAUGAUCUUGCGUCACUCUCGUGUGGGUAUGCGUCUCUCGAUGCUCACAGUGAUGCGCAUAGUGAUGCCCAUAGUGACGCUCAUAGCGACGCCCACAGUGAUGCCCACAGUGAUGCCCAUAGCCGCAGUGACGUGGGCAGCAGUGGAGAGUCUCAGGAAAAAUCCCGGACGGGUUCCGGCAGAUGGUCGUGGCAGCAGUCGUCGCCCGGGUCACGAAGAACGUCCAAGUCGAGCAUCAAGUCUACAGAUAACCUGUAUGAAGAGCCCGCCGAGAACGACGACGACGACCAAAAGCAGCAGCCAGCACUCCCGCCUUCAUUACCGCCUUGUGACACGUGCGAGGACCGCUCCUCCACGUCGUCCUCCUGCUUCACUGGCACCUCCUCCUCUGUCCUCUCCUGCACCACUUGUGCAGCCGAGUCUGAUGCCAGACCUGAAGCUGAUCCUCCCAGGGACCCUGCACCUGCGGGAGACUUGGCGCCAAGGGAGCCCACGCACCCUCACCACCCGCCCGACGACGAGCGCACUUCUCUUCCCAGUAACUCUAAGACACCGGAGCCCUCUGACUGUGAGACGCCGCUCAGUAAUGGCCAGAUGACACCAAAUCGCCUCAGCCUCACAGUCAAGGAGGUGUGGAGUCCAGGCGGUGAGACCCCCGUGCCCCUGGGGGCAUCAACGCCUCAGGCGGGUGGCAGUGGCGGUGUGGAGGCCAAGUACGCAACGCCACAUCACUACAUAUCCUCUAUGCGAGUGGCUUCCAUGAGAGGCGCAGCAGACAUGGGCGGCGCCCUGGUGGCCCGCGUCGCCACCUUCCUCAGGACUCAGUACAAGAACCUUACCUCCAGUCCCCUUCAGUUGCCGUGGUGCCCCAGCUUCAGAAUGGUAGUGAGUGAUUUUGAGACGAGUAUGGUUCAAGUUCCUCUAGCGCCGCACCUCAAGGUUCCUCCUGGCUUCUUAACUAUACCAAACAUUCUUCAGCCUCAUCAGACGACAGUUGGAGAUCGACCAAAACGCAUCUUUGUUGAGGGAGACUCAGGGUAUGGCAUAAGCACCUUAGCCUUUAAGAUGGCAUAUGACUGGGCCUUUGACCCCACUGGCUCUUAUCUCUCCUCCUACAGCUUGGUGUUUGUCCUGACGUUACGUGACUUUAGAGGUGGCUGUUUAUUUUCCUACUUGUGUAAGGAAGUACUACCAAGACAUAUAUUAAGUAAAGAAGCUAUGAAUACUCUCUGGAAUCACCUGAAGAAAAUUGAAGAUAAGGUGCUAUUUUUGAUAGUUGGAUAUGAUGAGUUGAGUGAAGAGGAAAGUGGAGACAUCAGUGAGCUUGUCGAGGGACAAUUAUUUCCAAAUUCAACUUUUGUCAUCACUUCGCGCCGUGGAUCCUCCAAGCCUAUUCCAUCAGUAUUGCACAGGCGGCUCUUAAUAGCCGGACUUUCUCCUGAUCAAACACACAGGUUUAUUUCCCGCUAUUUUGAAGCUAUCAACAAACCUGGUAGUGGAAACGAGGUCCUGUCUUUAAUAUCUGUGAGUCAAGAAAAGUACCGAGAGCUGAUCAUGUGUCCUGUUAUGUGUUUAGCUUUGGGAGUUCUGUAUGAAGACUUGGGGGGUAAACUGCCUUCCAGACUUACCGAUAUGUACAUGUCACUUAUCAAGUAUAUGAUCAGAAAGAAUUUGAUCAGUAGAGGAGAACCCAUGUGCUAUGAUGUAUUACCCGACAAAUACAACAAACUAUUAUCGGACUUUGGAAAGAUGGCUUUGGAAGCUUUGAAAACAAAUGUUUCUUACUUUACUGGACAAGAUUUGAAGACCAAGUGUCAACAUGGAGGGGAGAUUAUUGAUCUUGGGAUCUUGCUGAGAAUGCAAUCCAUGUCAAAGCUAACCAAAAAGGACCACUAUACGCCUGUUCACAAGUCUUUCCUCGAGUUUUUAGGAGCUUUCUAUCUGUCGGGGCUCAUUCACGAUACCACUUUACUUCAAGCAGAAAUUGACAACAUUGCAGAAAAAUUGGACAUCUCGCAACCGAUACUAAGUCAAAACUCUGGUCUAAUGGUGCUCAAGUACUUGGUUGGACUGUUGGGGCGGAAUGCUCACAUCAUCUUCAACAUUGUUUCCCAGAUGGGUGUUCCACAAAGAAUACUGUUCUUGCUGCUGAAGGAGAGUGGCAUGUACCAGAUGAAUGUCUUAGAGGAGCGAGCGACUAGCAUGUACCAGAAGAAUGUGGUGGAGGUAUGCAAACAUGUAUCGGGACGAGAGCACGUUGUAAUCCAGACCAAUUCAGGUGAGCUGGAGGACUGGGGUCGACUUUUGUAUUCUCCGGACUGUAUGCUGGAGGGAGUCGAGGUUCUCCUGGACUUUGAUGGCAACUCCAAGGAUAAGCACGAAUCCUUCUUCACAUCCAUGUCAUUCAAUGAGAGUGUCAAAAGUGUGAAAUUGACAUGCGUGGUUGGGGGUGACUUUGGAGAGACAGAGGUGACAAGAUUAGUAUCGUAUGUGCGAGCUGUCCUUACAAAGCGUCGCUUGGAGUCCUUUGAAAUACAGGUGACAUCAUUAGAAGAAGCAACUGCUGAAAUUCUAAGCCCUGUUGUGGAAAUGAUCUGUGAUACACUGCCAGAACUAGCUCAAGCCCUCAACAAACUAGUAGUUGCUUUAGAGUUGGAUGGAGAGCAGGUAAUGCAGCUGUGCCAAGUAUUACAGAUGGCGCCACAGGUGCGUGUGCUCCAUCUCCCACACCUGGCUUGUGGACUGGAUGGUCUUAAAGCUGUUGCACGUUUAGUGGAGAAUAACCCCUUAGUAUCGCUCAACCUUGCUGGCUCUCUCAGCUCUGGUACUCCAGUGGAUGAGAGAUCUACAGGAACUGGUGCCAGUACGCCAUCACCUACCCGGGAAGACACUCCAGCUCCUCUCUCAUUUUGGAGCUUCACCGAUGCACAGGGCAACACACGCUCGGUUUUCAACUCGCUUCCACGAUCUUUCUACCAGUCACUUCCCAGACGGGGAAGACUACACGCACUUUCUGCAGAAAAGAGAAAUUCUGACACUACACUUCUCCAAAAGACAUCAUUCCCACCACCAGCUUGCAGUCCAUUAGUUCAUUCUAAUGGAUUUCAUGAAAUCUUCUCAGCAUUCCGUAACCCAUCUUCCAGAGUUUGCCAUUUAAAUAUUAGUAAGUGUACAAUGGGAGCCGAGGACUUGGUAUGCCUUGGUGAAACUGUCCGCUUUACAAAGUGUCUUUCGUCUUUGAGGAUGGAAGGGCUGUCUAGAAUGGCCGAGAUUAUUCCAGUCCUUAUAGCAUUACAGGAAAAUACCAGUCUUCAGCUGCUUGACCUGACGUCUCCUCACAUUCUCCUGGGCGAUGCUGCUUUCCAGGUCACCCUCAAUGCUCUCACUAAAAACAAAUCGCUAAGGUUUUUGGUACUAAAUGGAUGGACCAUUCAAGUGGAGAGUGAACGAUCUCUCAGAGAGUUGAUCCAGUUCUUAACAGUGACUGAACUUCAGCAUCUUGACCUGGGAAGUUGUCAAGUGAUGGUCACUGUGCAUGAUGGGCCCUUGGCUCGUCUCUCAAGACAGGAUGAUGUGGUAUCUGCACUUCAGGAAGGCGUUCCACCAUUACACAAUAACACCCUGGCCUUUUUGAACUUGGAUAACUUUGAGGUAACCUUGAACAAUAAAGUUGUUUUGAGGGGACCACAACUACUCUUCUUGCUCAGGCACUUUCCCAAGCUAGUUGAUGUCUCUCUGACAUCCAGUCUUGGAGCUGAUGUAAUUGAUGAUGCUACAACACACAGACUCUUCACUCUCUUGCCUGGAUCAUUUCCAUUCCUCCGGAGACUGACGCUGGGUGGCUGGGUGUUUUCACUAGACAACUGUGAAAAGGUGAUGCGAGCUGGGGGAAAACAUCUUCGAGGUAGUCAGCUGCGAGAAGUGUUGUUAGGUGGAGUGGAAGUUCGAGAAUCUAGUGGGAAACCUGGCAUGGAGCACACCCUUCUCCAAGCUCUCACCACUAACCUCCACCACCUCUCUCUCCUUUCCCUUGCUGGGCUUAAACUUACCCCAACUCAAGCUGCAUUAUUUGGUAAGACUCUGCGAGACAAAUUGGCAUCAUCUACUCUAGAGCUGGAGACACGAGGGCUUGGGUAUGCUGUCAUCAAGGCGUUGAGACAGGCACUCACGGAUGGUGGCAGAUACGAGUUUGAGUUCCUCGGUGGCCCCUCAGGCAUGUACAAACUGAAGAAGGUAGACAGAAGGGAAAAGUUAAUUGGUAAAUGGGCCUGCAUAUCUACUCUGGAUAGAUUAAGUGAAUUGUAAUUUUUUUUUAAAUGUGAUGAGGCUAUUGUUUAUAUUCUUACAAUAAAUGUAGUUGAUAGUCAUUUAUACAAAAUUAUACAGGCACAAAUGCUGAACUUUACGCAAUUAUUCAACAUGAGGUGAUGGAUGCAUGUGAUGGAUGCUCUUCGUAAGGUGUUAUUUAGUAGAUGAUCUAGUGUUAUAUAGCUGGUUACUAUAUAUUUCCUUAAUGAUGAAAAUAUGAGUGAAGUUGAUAUACUUGUUGGUAUAUUUAUAUGAUAAUGGCAGCCAUUAUCAUCAAAACACUUGCAGUUCACCAUAUGCCCAUGGUUCUGAAAAGAAUUAGUAUAAAAUUUGUAUAAUGUACCGACAGAUACUUGUGCUUUGAUAAUACAAAUCUAAUGUUACGACUGUCGUAAGUACAUGGCAAAGCAAAACAGGAUUUUAUGGCAAUGGUGCUUUUUAACCCUGUGCUUCCAAGCAGAGUUUUGCCUUAACCACAAAGUUUAGGCAAUAUACAGUAUUUUUUUUUUUUAAACACAUGGACACAAAAUAUUAGGUUUCUGAUGUGCCCCUAAAUAUUUGACUGCAAGUUAUAACAGCUUGCAUACCAUGUUAGGAAAGUUCUUGGCAAUAUACAGGUCACUAUCACCUUCGUCUUUACUUAAUGAGAAACUGUAUAUAUUAAUUUUGUAUGUACAAUAUGAAUUUCCUUUGUACAUACAGUAUAUUUAGUUAACAUUAAUGACCAGGAAAAUAUUCAAAAUGUCUUCCUUUGUUGUACAAGCUACUAUGCGACUCUUGUUAAUUAAAAUAUAAGCUGUGCAUUACUUGUUAAAACUGCGUUAUUUUUUAAAAGGCACAAAAUUGUGCACAAAUUCCAUUGUUUGUAUAUAAAAUCUCAAUUAUGUAACCUUAAUAUCUUUAUCAUAGUCCAGUUAUCAGAUAGCUAAACAAAAAUAAUGCCAAGAUAUAUUUAAAAGGAUAUUGUGUCAAUAUCUGUGUUAUUUUCAUAUUUGCAGUCAUAAUUUAAUCAUUAACAGUCUAAGAUUUUUAUAAAUAUUGUGUAAAAUUUCCCAGUGUCAAUUAUUCAUCAUGCCUAAUCGCAUUUAGCAGAUAUUCUGUUUUACAAAUAUUUACAUUUAAACUAGAAUUAUGCAUUUCAGUAUCACAUAUCGGACAGUCACACAUUAUUACCAUUUCUCGAAGAAUAUUGGUAUGUUUGUUGUGUGUGUGAUGUACACCUGCAUUCAUAAGGAUAUUGCAUGUAUAACCUAAACAUUCAUAGGAAGGUGCAUGCAGAACCUACCAAAAAUAUCGGAGGAGGGUGUAUGCAAAGCCUAUCAAAAACAUUGAUAGGAAGAUGGUGCAUGCAGAUUACCCAAAACAUUCAUAGGAAGAUGGUCCUGCACAGAGCCUACCCUAACCAUUCAUAGGAAGAUGGUACUUCACAGAACCUACCCUAACCAUUCACAGGAAGAUGGUCCUGCACAGAGCCUACCCUAACCAUUCACAGGAAGAUGGUCCUGCACAGAGCCUACCCUAACCAUUCAUAAGAGGAUGGUGCAUGCAGAGACUAUUUUGGUUGCUAAUUAUAUCAAAGUUUAGUGUUGACUAUUCAAGUAUUCUCUUUCAUAUGGUUGGCUUCUGUACAAAUAAAACGGCUCCAACUUGCUGGUAAUAAGGUAGAGAAAUGCAUAGAAAGUAAUAUUUUUAACCACAAGUGUAAAUUGUAUUAGGAAAUAUAAUUAAGCUUAAAGGAAAGAGUAACGAGAAGAGAAGAAAAAUGGUUAAGUAGCUAACAUAUAGUGUAAACUAGAAGAUAAUGAAGAAGGCUACCAAUAUUGCUUGGGAAUGUGACUUCAACAAGGACUGAUCCAUGGGGGACAAUCGUAUUUUAACUUCUGCCACCGUCAUACUUCCAUGUGCAUAAUAUGCACCACAUGUAUGACUUAGUGAAGGCUAUUAAUCAAGUUGAUUGUUUAGAUAUGGAUCUAUAAAUAACAAAGGAAAGCAUACUUAAAACUGCAAUAUCCUGAAUACGUUACACUUGCAGUUUACUCUGGUUGCAAACACACUCCCUGGAAGCUAGCUAUGAAUGGAUACAUGGGAAAUCAUUAGUGAUUACAAAAUCACACGAAAUAUAAAAGGGUGAAUGCAAGGGGCAUACACAGAAUACACCUUCCAAAGCCAUCACCGUUAUAUCUUAGAUAUACAUUUUAUUAUUUUAACUCCAAAUUAUGUUGUUAAGGAUUUACAUGAUACAGGUAAAAAUUUCCAAUAGUUUCACAUUUUAGGAGAUAUCCCUGGUUCUUUUUCUUUUAUCAUAUUGAUAAACUUUUUAAAUAUUUGUUGCAAACCUUUUCUGUUUUCAUUAGUGUUUGUGGAAUGAGUUGGGUGCUCAUGAGCUAAGUACUAGAGCCUGUAUGUUACCUUGUGAGUGUACUGUGCUGGUGCAGUUGUAUGAUCUUGUUGCCACAGUCGUCUGUUGAUUUAGUCUUGAUAUCACACUUGUUUAGUUUAAGUUGUAUAUUUUUAUCCUCUUGAUCUAAGAUAACAUAAAAUGAGAUAAAAGUGCUCCUUUGGAAAGCUAAAAUAUUAUGAGCUUCUGUGAUGGUUUUAAGGAUCUCAGCCAAUGUGACUGCUAGCUGAAAUACGGCCACAUUUCUUGUAAGUUCAUUUAUGAUACAGUAUACUCGGUUAAAUAGGUGUCUAUUAGACAAAUAUGAUACAAAUAAGGCUUUCUAAGCUAUAUAUAUUGUAAAUAAAGUUUAGCAACAAGUGAUUUUGAAUGGUAGGUAGUUUUUCUCUUUGUAUGAAUCUCCAAUGCAGCUAGCCUUACUUAUUAUUAAUAUACCAUAACAUGCUGUUGAGAUAAUUGUUAUUGCCACUAGAAUUCCUGCAGCAAAGCCAAAGUGAGGUUAAGUAAGUUUUAAUAUAGUAAAUGAAAUAAAAUGUGAAAUAAUUUUGAGAAUUACAUAUAUAUAUAUAUAUGUAAUAUUACUAAUUUAUAUAUAUAUAUAUAUAUAUAUAUAUAUAUAAUUAUAUAAUUAUAUAUUAUAUAUAUAUAUAUAUAUAUAUAUAUAUAUAAUAAAAUACAUACUCUAGUUUUGCUUAUUUACAAUUAUAAAAGGAUUAAAUUUUCUUCAAUUUCUUUAAUUAUUUACUUCGUUAUUUUGUGUGAAUCUGUUAUAGGUGCAAUUCAGUUCCUUUAAGUUAUUGUAUUUCUCAUUUUGAUGAAAAAAUCUUCAAGAAAUGGUGACUAAUGACAUGCUUAAAGCAUUUCCACAAAAUUUAAUUUAUUUGCUUGUUUUUUAAAAUGUACCUUGUUAAGGUCUAAAUUAUAAGAGAAUGGUCACCAUAUAUUUACAUUACUAAUUUAAAUCCAGAACAUUGCCAUUGUGUAUUGUUCUAAAAUAUUUACCAAAAAUUACAAGCUACUUCAUAAUUGCUUCCUUGGGCAAAUUCUACCAUCAGUAUUUAGAAAGUCAGUUGCUUUAACCUUCAUUCAAGUAAGCCACAUAGUCUUCCUGCUUGAUUUUUUCUUUUUAUAAUUACUUUCUUGAAGUAAAAGCUUUAUUAAGUAAAACAUUGAUAAAAGUUGUGAAAGAAUUGAAGCCAUUUGUUCAACAUCCUACAAUUUAUUUAUUUUUAAUAAAUCAGAUUAACUGAGUAUGAAAAAUUAUCACCAUUAAAAGAUUUAAUAAUGUCAUAUUUGACUGUCCCAAGUGCAUAUAUACACACUUAAUAAUCUCACAAUGGUGUAGUGAAUUCUUUGGUAACCUACUUGAAGUCUAGAAAUCCCUAGUGCCUCUAGUUGUGAUUUUUACCAGGUAAUGAAAGUCAAUUUUUUUAAGCAAAUGUUACAUAUUUUGUCAACACUUUUAAAAUUCCACUCUGUUGCAAUACGAGUUUAAUAAAUGUAUAUCCUUUUUCCAACCCAAACAAUGUAGAUGGGGUGUCCAUGCAGCCAGUUAGGUGCUUGUAUAUUAUAUUUCUGAGUAGUGUAAUAUUCAUAUUCCUUGUUAAUGUAUGCUCAACACAUCCACACAUCACACACACAUACUCAAUACAAUUCCCAACCUGCACACAGACAUAGUUUAAUGCCAAAUAUCAUAUACACAGGAAUACAUACAUGCAUAAUUCAUAUCCCAACCUACAUGCAAUGUUUAACUCAGCAAACACAUUUUAUACAUACACACACAAUAUGUGCUUGUGGUUGGAAUACGUUAAGUGAGACGAUGGUGGAUGCCAAAACUGUCAGUAGAUUCAAAGCGUUAUAAGACAGAGUACUGGGAAGACAGGACACGAGCGUAACUCUCAUCCUGUAACUACACUUAGGUAAUUACACUUAUGUAGUUACUCGCAGACAGAGGCAGGCAGGCACAGACAUGGCUACGUGUCUUCUGGCCACAACUUAUCCAGAUACUGUAAGCUGGUUUCUCAUUUUUGGUGAUGGUCUGAAUAAAAUUAGAUUAAGUUGUUAAGCGAGUGGUCUAAAUAAAAUGUGCGAAUAAAGCAGCAGUGAGACAUGAGUGUUUGGUGUGGUUUGUGGUGUGGCAUUGGAGCAUUCAUCCUUACAAUUUUUGUAGUGAUCCAAAUGACUACACUCUCACACAAACAUGUACCCACACCCUGACAUCCAUGUGCCAAUAACCACAUGCAGACACCCACACCUACUCACUAUGCCCACACAUCCACUCCCUAUGCCCACAUGCCGAAACCCCCACAUCCACUCCCUAUGCCUUCAUACCCACACAUCCACUCUCUAUGCCCUCAUGCCAAUACCCACUCCCUAUGCCCUCAUGCCAAUACCCACUCCCUAUGCCCUCAUGCCAAUACCCACUUCCUAUGCCCUCAUGCCAAUACCCAUUCCCUAUGCCCUCAUGCCAAUACCCACUCCCUAUGCCCUUAUGCCAACACAUCCAUUUCCUAUACCCUCAUGCCAAUACAGUACCCACACAUCUACUCUCUCCCGACAGCAUGACCAUGUGCAUUCUCCCCCCACCCACACACCAAUGCCAAACACCCCAUGCUAAAUGGAUGAAAAGUAAGAGGAGUGUGGGAAUCGAUAUGUGACUGACUCCCUGCACAAGCUCCUGUGGGGAGGCUGUUGCUAAAAUACAUGAGCCCUAGCAAAAUAUAUAUAUAUGUCUUUGUUAAGUAAAAUUCAUAUUUACAUUCGUUAUAUGAGAGUUGAGUAGGUUUGCCUGAAUGUAAUAGAAGGGCAGCAAGUAAUGUCAAGCUCUUGUGUGUAGAUCUUGCAGUGUGGGAGUUGUGUAGACAAAGGCAUGAAAUAAAAAACCUGGAAGCAGUCUGGCUGCUCAUGAAAAAUAGAGGGAAUUUCAUGUCUCUGAAAAUUUGUGAGUAGUGUUUGUAUACUGAUGGAUGGCUCAAGAGUUUAAAAAGAUUUGUUUAACUCUGCAAGUGGAUUAGAACUGCUCAUAUUUGUCAAUUUAAUAAACUAAUUAAUUUGCACUUAAUAUUGUCAAAUUUUACAUAAAUUUCCAAGAUAAUUACCGUAACUACUUUUUUCGGACUCAAAUGGUUUUUCUUCCGGUCUAGGUUCCAAUUUGCCGGGAAAGCACCUCCGCCUACACACAGCUGAAAUACACAUAAUACAAAUAGUAUUGAAAGGUUGCAUAUUUACUUUUUCUAUAACAUUAAUUUCAUUAUUUGUCAUGUAUGUUGCUGUAGAUUUUGGAAUCUUUAUAUGUAAAAUUAGAAUUAUUGAUAUAUAAGAAUGUGUAUUCUAUUCUUUUCCCUUAACCCCCACCACUUCUAUUGCAAAUAUUGUAUACAUUUGCAACACCCUCUUCCAUAUUGUCAGUGUCGCCCUCUUCCAUAUUGUCAGCGUCGCCCUCUUCCAUACUGUCAGCGUCGCCCUCUUCCAUAUUAUUAGCGUAGCCCUCUUCCAUAUUGUCAGCGUAGCCCUCUUCCAUAUUGUCAGCGUCACCCUCUUCCAUAUUGUCAGCAUUAUCAUUUCUUCCAUAUCAUUGUCAGCAUCACCCUCUUCCAUAUUGUCAGCAUCACCUUCUUCCAUAUUGUCAGCAACACCCUUUUCUUUAUUGUCAGCAUUAUCAUUUCUUCCAUAUCAUUGUCAGCAUCACCAUCUUCCCUAUCAUUGUCAGGAUUAUAACUUUUAUUACCAUUAACAUGCAGUCCUUUUCUUAUACAAAAAAGUAUUCAUAAUGUGUUUGCGUGGAUCGAUGCCCAGGUGAGAAAAUGUGGGGGAGUAAGGGGAUGGUGAUUAUUGUAAACAGAUUGACUGAUGAGGGAGAAGAGAGAGGAGAGAAGUUGAUUAAUUGAUCAAUCAAUUGUGAAAAUGGAUGGAUGUACAGUAUUGAGUUAAGCAAGGAGCCCAAGAUGAGACUAAAAAUUGGCUUCUUGGAUUAAAUUGAUAAUUCUGUCUUAAUGUUUAGCAAACAUGAAUUCUUUAGGCAUUUAAGUUUGCUUUUAAGGUGCUAUUAUUACAUUGGCUGGGGAAUUUUUUCCACUUAUUCAUGAUGAUUCACUACUGUAUAUACAGUAUGUAUAAUUGCUAUUAUAUAUUUAUGUUGUAAAUAUGUACCUCUUGAAUCAUUUCAAUUAUAGUUUCAUUUGGAGAGUGUUAUAUAUAUGCUUUUGUUUUUAUCUAAAUUAAAUUUAUGCAUUAGUAAUGAACAUCAUUUCAUAUUUAUAGUUUCAUUUUAUUCUAAAAUAUUUCACUAGUCAUUUGCAUUGUUUCACAUUAUAUGUACAGAAAAAACUACUUUUAAGAUGUGUGUAUGAUAUACUCCAUCAUUUCCUGUACAUAUACCUUAUUGCAUUAUUUGGUUGUAAUUAAUAUUAUUAUGAAUGUAGUCAAGAGGUUAAUGCCCAAUUAUUGUACAUAUCAGUUUUAAGUCUUGAAAUAUUGACCCCACAGUAUUCCGCUGGUUGUGCUGCACCCCAUCCCGUGAUAUCAAUAAAUGUUGAAGACGAG